Messenger RNA from Didymodactylos carnosus, 270 nucleotides. The record is from the annotation of a GenBank genome assembly. Lineage: Eukaryota; Metazoa; Rotifera; Eurotatoria; Philodinida; Philodinidae.
ACGUCGUCCUACUCAUGAUAUUAAUGUGAGAGCUGCUAUCAUUCAUGUUAUUGGCGAUUUUGCACAAAGUGUUGGGGUGUUAGUAGCAGCCAUUGUUAUUAAAUUUAAAGUAAGAGGAUUUUUAUAUGUAGAUAAAAGAAACAAAAAAAAGUAAUUAUUAUUACUAUUUUUAAAUUCUGUAUCGCUUCUAUACUAGAACAAACGAUGUAAAGAACAAGAUCAAAUACCAGACACCUGGUCGAUAGAGAAAAAGAAAGAAAAUAGAACAGA